AGCCACGUCGUCCGAAGUCGCAAGUGUUUUCAUGUCGGUGCUGAAUUUUUAUUAAAUUUUGGUGUUUAACUGCUCGUGAACUUAGUACAAUCGCCGGAAAAUGCCUCUACGGUUGGACAUCAAAAGACGGCUCACGUCGCGGUCGGACCGUGUGAAAUCGGUGGACCUGCACCCGACGGAACCAUGGAUGCUGUGCGCGCUUUACAACGGCCAUGUGCACGUGAUGAACUACGAGAACCAGCAGCUGGUAAAGGACUUCGAGGUGUGCGAUCUGCCCGUUCGCUGCGCCCGCUUCGUGGCCCGAAAGAACUGGAUCCUGACGGGAUCCGACGACAUGCAGGUGCGCGUCUUUAACUACAACACCCUGGAGAAGGUGCACUCGUUCGAGGCUCACACCGAUUACGUCCGCUGCAUUGCGGUGCACCCAACACAACCACUUAUCUUAACCUGCAGUGACGAUAUGCUGGUGAAGCUGUGGAACUGGGAAAAGAUGUGGUCGGUACAGCGGGUGUUCGAGGGACACACGCACUACGUCAUGCAGGUCGUGUUCAACCCGAAGGACAACAACACAUUCGCCAGUGCGUCCCUCGACCGAACGGUCAAGGUGUGGCAGUUGGGCUCUAACGUCCCGAACUUCACGCUCGAGGGCCACGAGAAGGGCGUCAACUGUGUGGACUACUAUCACGGUGGCGACAAGCCGUACCUCAUUUCCGGUGCCGACGAUCGGCUGGUCAAGAUCUGGGACUACCAGAACAAAACGUGCGUCCAGACGCUCGAAGGACACGCACAGAACGUUUCGGCCGUCUACUUCCAUCCGGAGCUACCCAUCCUGCUAACCGGCUCGGAGGACGGUACCAUACGCAUCUGGCAUUCGGGCACCUAUCGCCUGGAAACGUCGCUAAACUAUGGUUUCGAGCGCGUCUGGACCAUCGCCUGCAUGCGUGGCACAAACAACGUGGCCCUUGGCUACGACGAAGGAUCCAUCAUUAUCAAGGUGGGCCGCGAAGAACCAGCCAUGUCGAUGGAUGUGAACGGUGGAAAAAUUGUAUGGGCUCGCCACUCCGAGAUGCAGCAGGUCAACCUAAAAGCGCUCCCUGAAGGCACGGACAUCAAAGACGGGGAGCGCUUGCCGGUGGCCGUAAAAGACAUGGGUGCGUGUGAAAUUUACCCACAGACAAUCGCCCACAACCCGAACGGAAGAUUCGUGGUGGUGUGUGGCGAUGGAGAGUACAUCAUCUACACAUCGAUGGCCCUACGCAACAAGGCGUUUGGGUCCGCCCAGGAGUUUGUGUGGGCCUCAGAAAACAGCGAGUAUGCAGUCCGGGAAUCGAGCGGCACAGUGAAACUGUUCCGCAACUUUAAGGAGCGCAAAAGCUUCACCCCGGACUAUGGUGCCGAAGGUAUCUUCGGUGGACAGUUGCUUGGUGUGAAAACUUCUUCCGGCUUAACGUUCUACGAUUGGGAGAACCUGGAACUGAUCAGACGCAUCGAAGUACAGCCCAGACACGUGUUCUGGAACGAAGCCGGCUCGCUGGUUUGCCUGGCCACCGAAGAUUCGUACUUCAUCCUGAAGGUCGACAUUGCCAUGAUACAGAACGCUUUGGCCACCAAACAACAGUUGAACGAGGACGGUAUCGAGGAAGCGUUUGACGUUUUGGGAGAAGUAAAUGAAUUGGUACGCACCGGCCUGUGGGUUGGCGAUUGCUUCAUCUACACGAACUCCGUGAACCGGAUCAACUAUUACGUCGGCGGUGAAAUUGUGACGGUUUCUCAUUUGGACCGGACAAUGUAUUUGCUGGGCUACGUGCCGAAAGAUAACAGGCUUUACCUUGGCGAUAAGGAACUGAACGUGACAAGCUUCGCACUGCUGCUGUCAGUGCUGGAAUACCAGACGGCCGUAAUGAGGCGCGACUUUGAAACGGCGGACCGGGUGUUGCCCACCAUCCCGAAAGAGCACAGAACCCGGGUGGCACACUUCCUCGAAAUGCAAGGUUUCCGUCAGCAGGCACUACAGGUUUCGAUCGAUCCCGAGCACCGGUUCGAGCUGGCCCUGAAGAUCGGCGAUCUCGAUACGGCACUAACGCUGGCGCGAGAAUCGGACAGCCCGCAAAAGUGGAGCCAGCUUGCCGGUAUCGCGACGAGCAAGAACAAGUUCGAGCUCGUGAAGGAAUGUCUAACGAAUGCGAACGACUACGGUGGUUUACUGCUGCUGGCUACAAGCACCGGCGAUUCGGAUAUGCUUCGAAAUCUCGGCGAAAACGGUGUCACACAGGGUAAAUUCAACAUCUCAUUCCUGUCCAUGUUUCUGCUGGGUGAUCUGGAGAAGUGUUUGGAAAUUCUCAUCCAAACCAAUCGGAUACCGGAGGCUGCAUUCUUUGCUAGAACGUACUUGCCAAGCAAAAUUUCACAUGUGCUCGAGAUUUGGCGCACGGAGUUGGCGAAAAUUAAUGAAAAGGCUGGUCAAAGCUUAGCCGAUCCACAGCAGUACGAAAAUCUAUUUCCCGGAUUUUACGAUUCGGUGAAAACACAACAGUUUUUGCUACCGGAAAGAAGCACGCUAUUGCCAGCGAACGUUGCUACCAAAGUACCACUGAACAUCGAUCGCACACCCGUUGCGGAGAUGAAAGAGGCCGAAAAUGAGGGUCGAUUCGACUAUAAUCCCAGCGCAAGUAAAUCCACAGUGUCAUUGACCAACGGCGAUUUCGCAAAGGCAACAACGACGGCUGCCAAUCAGUCAGAUCAGCCACCAUCCAACAGUAUCGCGAACAGCAAUGCCGGAAGCAGUUUCAAACAGAUUCCGCCGAACGUUCCACAAAUGUUACCGAAUCCCGCAGGAACGGCUACCAGUACUGGUACCGAUGCACCGUCGGCACCACAAGUGAAACGGAAAAGCUCGCUGGAUGAUUUCGAAUCGGAAAUCGAAGCACUGAAUUUGGAUGAUAAUAUCGAUACAUCGGAUGUAAACUUAGAUGACGUUGAGCUGAGUGAUGAUUGAAUGAUCGUACAGGACAUCCAUCCGUAUCAAUGUUGAGGCAACGUUAGGAGUUCCCCAAACGUUUGGUUGUUUAUCUUAUAAUUUUACCCCACAUGCAUGUUAACUCCGCCUCGGAGUGGAAAUGUGAAACACUGCACGCUCCAACACGCGUAAUAUACGGUGAAUGAGACGAUAGAUGAUGAUUGCGUCAUAAAAAGUGAUUCGUUGCAUAUUAUAAAGAGGAGCAUAAAUAUAUGUGCACCUUUCCCAGCUUCCACGUUUUGCGUUUACAUUGAGUUACUAAGCACGGGUGCAUCUUCAUCGAGCGAACCGGAAAGAAUUCCGCACUGAUCGAAAUCGCCGUGAAACCGUAAUGGAUGUUAAUCUGGGGUACCGUUGCCAGACACUUAUGUAAGGAAAAACACAUUCAGAAAAUCGAAACAUUCGAAAAUGUAUUUUAGUUAAUAGGAACUUGUAUCUAACCUAUAUGGAGUUGCUAUAUUAUUUUUUAACUGAAAUUAAUAUCACUUUUGCUUUUGAUGCUUUCCUCCUUCAGGUAUUUAUGGUUUCAUUUCUGCAUAAAUAAUCGAAAUCCACAAGAAAAUGUUCUUUUAAGAACAGCCCGAAACUUGGUUUCGUUUUGUAGAAACAGCAGAUGCCUCUCGAUUUUGUAUUGGCAAUAUUAAGGUAUUAAAGAGCGGUUUUUGCACAAAAUCUUUUCUUUUUUUCUAAUAGGUUUAAGUUGCCAGAUCGCAGGACUUUUUAAGCAUUCUCCCGCAAUUGACCCUCAUUGUAUCGAUAUUUCGAUAAAUAAGGAGCAUGAUGAAUAUA
Messenger RNA from Anopheles coustani, 3805 nucleotides. RefSeq names its product coatomer subunit beta' (gene beta'COP). The record is from RefSeq and is a predicted model, not a curated record. Gene Ontology annotation, biological process: retrograde vesicle-mediated transport, Golgi to endoplasmic reticulum; intra-Golgi vesicle-mediated transport; intracellular protein transport. The transcript has 15 exons. Bases 101 to 2995 code for a protein of 964 amino acids. Lineage: Eukaryota; Metazoa; Arthropoda; Insecta; Diptera; Culicidae. Gene Ontology annotation, cellular component: COPI vesicle coat. Gene Ontology annotation, molecular function: protein binding; structural molecule activity.